Messenger RNA from Meriones unguiculatus (Mongolian gerbil), 546 nucleotides. It is a transcript of the gene Slc10a5, whose product is annotated as solute carrier family 10 member 5. Lineage: Eukaryota; Metazoa; Chordata; Mammalia; Rodentia; Muridae. The transcript is spliced from 3 exons. Bases 115 to 525 code for a protein of 136 amino acids. The record is from RefSeq and is a predicted model, not a curated record.
CUCUUGCCUAAGCCACAUUUACACCUUCAGUCACUGAAGACCUGUAAGAAGAACAUUCUUUUGUUUUUCUUAAUAAAUCUGAGUGGGCAUGUAUGGUUUGUUUAAAUUUUAAACAUGUCUUGGAAAUCUUUUAUAAUUGUAUUUUUGUUGGUGACCUCAGGAGAAGCAAGGAAGACAUUUCUCAGUUUUCUGAACAUACAAAAUACAGAUAUACUGUCGUUUACAAAAACAGAAGAAACUGUCAUUGUAAGGUCCAGCUAUAAAGAUAAAUGGCCUAACUCCAGCUACCUCUCUGUGAAGUCAGAAGACCCUAAAGUGCUGAAGGUGGUGAAUGUGACCAAGACCUCACUGGGCAUCACAGACUUUGCCAUCAAACUCAUGACCUUCCCAGGAGAGACGAAUCUGACCAUGCAGCUCUGGCAUUCUGAAGAUUUUGGGACUGCCGAAGGCACAAGCGUUUGGAUUUGUGAUGACCUGCACAUGCCCAGGAGGAGGACAAGAGGGAUGCCAAGGGUGGUGCCUUAGCCAGCACUCAGGAAGCUCAGG